Prinia subflava (tawny-flanked prinia) is the source of this 2596-nucleotide messenger RNA. RefSeq names its product iron-sulfur cluster assembly 2 (gene ISCA2). The coding region runs from base 72 to 617 and encodes 181 amino acids. Gene Ontology annotation, cellular component: mitochondrion. Gene Ontology annotation, biological process: iron-sulfur cluster assembly. The record is from RefSeq and is a predicted model, not a curated record. NCBI's taxonomy places the organism in Eukaryota, Metazoa, Chordata, Aves, Passeriformes, Cisticolidae. The transcript is spliced from 4 exons. Gene Ontology annotation, molecular function: iron ion binding; 2 iron, 2 sulfur cluster binding; 4 iron, 4 sulfur cluster binding.
CCUGCCCGCGAAGGGCCACGGCCGCCGCCGCCCCGGUGACGCCCCGCUGUGGGCGCGGCCGCACUUCCGCCAUGGCGGCGGGGCGGGGCUGGGCUGGCAUGGCGGGGCCGGCGGCGCUGCGGCGGUCGUGGUUGUUGGCGCUGGGCGGCCGGACGAGCCGGUGCUCCGCUUCACCGUGUCCAGGCCGAGCGCUGCCGCGGCCCCCGGCCGGCCCUGCCCGCCCGGCUGGCUGCCUGCUGCGCUGGGCGUCGUCCCUGUCAGAGCCGGGCCCGACGGAGAGCGGCCCCAGCGAAGGACAGAUCUUCCUCAGCGAGAGCUGCGUGAAGAGGCUGCUGGAGAUUGCAGAAGGAUCAGAGUUUCUCAGGCUGCAGGUGGAAGGAGGUGGCUGCUCUGGCUUCCAGUACAAGUUUUCCUUGGACACAGUUAUCAAUCCUGAUGACAGAGUGUUUGAACAAGGUGGUGCCCGUGUGGUUGUGGAUGUGGACAGCCUGGCCUUUGUGAAAGGAUCCAUGGUGGAUUUCAGCCAAGAGCUGAUCCGAAGCUCCUUCCAGGUGGUGAGCAACCCCCAGGCAGAGAAGGGUUGCUCAUGUGGGACUUCCUUCUCUGUCAAAUUCUGACUGGACUUACCAUGGAUGGACAUUGUUUGCAGACACUUUUGGCAGUCUCCAAAGGGUUUAUGUUUCUUUUCCCUGCUGCUCCCUCUCAUCUCCCUUACCCUGUGACACACCUGUUACACAUUACUGCAGCUGUGUGUGUGUGUGUUUGCACUGAGCCUGCCUCCAAGACUCGUUGGCCUUCCCUUCAGAAACGAUGAAGUAACCCUGAGCAUACACACAGGAGCAUCUUCAGUGCCUUGUGAACCACUGGCCAGAUGAUGCUGGCUGGCCUGCCCUGUCCUGAAUGUGGAACUACUUAACUGUCUCUGCAAGAGAAAGCUGUGUAUAUAUAUAUAUAUAUAUAUAUAUGUGUGUGUGUGUUUAUUGAAAGUUCUUCCAAAACAAAGUCUAUGAGAUUGGUUAGUAUUGCUUGUGCAUUUCCAUGGAGGUAGAAUCUAGGUUCUUUCAGGCUAGUGUUGCUUAUUCCUUGUCUUCCAAGUGAAUGAGACUUGGAGUCUUUCUCACAUGUACUGCUAGCUCUCCACUGCCCAGCUUACAAUGGGCUUUUCCAGAUACUUUUUUCUGGCUGAGCAGGAUUCUCUUGGUCCCAGGAACCUAUGGUGGCUUUGCUGUAAGUUCUUGGGAUGAUGGUUUUUACUUGUUCAGAGUAAGUGAAACCAAAAAAAUGGAGGUAGGAAGAACUUACGUCUUUUAUAUAUAAAAAGAAGAAAACCCUUGUAUAUAUAUAUAUAAGUAAAAUACACAACCCUCUAUGCUCCAGUGCUAUUUUAGGGUGUUCCUAAGCCUCACUUGGAAUUUUAGGUCAUAUAGACUCUCAGGUUUCAUAGUGUGGUUGCUGCGUGCUCUUGCCAGCAGGAAGGGAGGUUGAGGUGAUAGAGACAGAGGAGAGCAGGAGUAUUGCCUAAGGGUUUGCAAGUCCUUUUGACUUAGAGUUGUCUGGGAAGCUUUUCCAUAACUAGGUUUACUAUUUAGUCUCUGUCUAACGUGCUUGGUUUGGUGAAGGACUGGAAUAGCUCCACUCCUUUCUAAGGCUGCCAUGGAAUGAGAAGUCUAGAAGUUUCCAGAAUAACAUCCUUUCGAUUAGUCAUUUUCUAUAGUUUCUUAUCUGCCACUAGAUGUCUUUUAAAUCAGUGAUUCACCUGCCUCUGGAUGAAAGGAGUUUGGGAAGCUAUUUUUGUUCCCUCUUUUGUGUUUUAUCUGAUCAUAACCAAAUUGUUUAAGACUUGAGUCUUUCACGUGAGUGUGGGAGCACUGCAAGACUUUGGUCUCAAGGGAACCGCCUAUGGCAAACUUUUCAAGACUGUGCCACAGGCAUUUUUUGUUGAGCUUCCCAAAUGCCUUUUUAAACUAUUUAGUAGUGCCUGUGUUUAGCACUGUUUUGCCUAUUUAUUUCUAGUGCUCAGAGCUGCUAGCCAGCUAAUUUCAGUUUCAUCAGUACAUGUUACAGGAGCUCGUGUAUGAUCUGCUCUGACUUUGUCACAAAGGGAUGCACGUCGAUAGGAUGUGGUGCAGUGGCUCUUUCAGUUUAGCCCUUUCCAUUUCCUGUAGUCAACAACGUCUGCCUAGUUAUGUUGCUGUCAGAGAGAGGGGUCACAUUUUAUAAAAGGGACUAAAAGAAUGUGGUUGAAAGAUUUGUCUAAUCAGGGUGUUUUAAUCUUACCUUUAUGCUCCCAGAUCUUGAAGGUGAUGUCAGCUAGGACUGCCUUUGAAAAGUGUAAGACCUUAAAGCUUGUGUAGGUGGAAUACAUAAGAUAAACUCAAUUUCUCUCAGCUGGGAUAGCUGUAAGGAGGCCAGAGGAGUUGCUUUCUGAACCAGCAAUCCAUUCUUAGUCCAUUUCACACAGACUGACCUAGGUCAAGUCUCUUUUGAGAUCUUUUAUUGGAAAUAAAAGUGCAUCAGUAGUGCUGCAGAGGUAGCAAACCAGCAGCUACCAAGAUAUUUUUUCCCUGGAAUAAAGCGAGCCUUCAGCCCCUGUAAA